AUGUUUGAUGUUUCUCGUUCGGCUCUGUUUUUCGCCAUUUUUGAAAAUUCUGAUUCGUUCAGACUUCCAAGGCGAAUUUUUGGCAAGUUUGUGCCAUGCGUGGCUGGGUUAUGGGCUUUUACAUUUUAUAAGCCUAAUUGGCGAAAUCGUCUGUCAGGGUUGGGCUUGGGCUCGAGUUAUUUGGAGGCCUUGGCGUCUGGCGAUUCCCUCCAAGUUUCCAUUGCUCUUCCUCCCGGCUCCCUCCAUCAUAAUCUACUCAAGACUCGCAGUUUGCAACCAGGAUUGCAUGCUGCUACACCUGCUACAGCUAUACCUGACCACAGCUUGAUCAAUGGCCUCCCAUUGAAGAUCGAUUGUGGCAGGGUUGUGGAUGCAGAUGCUACAGUUUCAACUGGCUUUAAAGACUGGAAGAAGUGGCGUUUGGUUGUUUCUUAUGAUGGGACCCGGUAUGCUGGCUGGCAGUUUCAGGAAUCCCCUCCUACUAUACAGGGGUUACUCGAAAAAGCCCUGACUCGAGCGACCAAGCUGGAGAGGAAACAUCUUCAAGUUGUCGGAGCGAGCAGGACUGAUGCUGGAGUUCAUGCUUUGGGCCAGGUCGCACAGUUCCUCACUCCUUUCAACUACGACUCCUUGGACCGCGUUCAUGCAGCUCUCAACGGCCUACUACCCGAAGACAUUCGAGUACGAGAGAUUGCGCCGGCUCUGCCUGAAUUCCAUGCUCGAUUCUCGGUCACCAGCAAGCUCUAUCGUUACAAGAUCUAUAAUGAUGCAGUGAUGGACCCACUCCUGCGCCACUAUGCCCACCACAGCCAUUACAAACUCGAUACAUCCGUCAUGGCGGAAGCUGCCACCCAUUUUGUUGGGAGUCAUGAUUUCUCGGCCUUUGCCAAUGCAUCUCGCAAUGAUCGAGUGCCAAAUCCUGUCAAGACAAUUCUCCGCUUUGAUGUUUCUGAAAUGGGGAAAUUGAUCCAGCUGGAUGUUGAAGGCACCGGUUUCUUGUACAGACAAGUGCGUAACAUGGUUGCUUUGCUGCUGCAAAUAGGAAAGCAAGCUAUCCCUCCUGAUAUAGUACCAAUGAUCUUGGCGAGCCGUGAUCGCAGGGAGCUCGCCAAGUAUGCUCUGGCGGCCCCACCUCACGGUCUCUGCCUUGUCUCUGUCAAUUACAAUCAAGAUCAUCUCCAGCUUCCCAAACUGGGAUCUCCCGCAGUUAGUUUUGGCAGGCAUCACACUAUCAGCAGGUGUAAGCUCCCGCCAUCACUUCUGUAG
This is a messenger RNA of Linum trigynum, 1266 nucleotides long. The record is from the annotation of a GenBank genome assembly. NCBI's taxonomy places the organism in Eukaryota, Viridiplantae, Streptophyta, Magnoliopsida, Malpighiales, Linaceae.